Molecule: messenger RNA, 1159 nt
Organism: Drosophila takahashii
Lineage: Eukaryota; Metazoa; Arthropoda; Insecta; Diptera; Drosophilidae
Product: enoyl-CoA hydratase domain-containing protein 3, mitochondrial
Cellular component (GO): mitochondrion
Molecular function (GO): hydro-lyase activity
Source: RefSeq, a predicted model, not a curated record
GUACAGUGGGGCUAUCGAAGCGGAGAAACGCGGAUAAACUUUUAAACCUUUCUUUAUUUAAUAGCGGUUCCGAUACCUGUUGUUCUCCGGCAAUCGAUACACAGCUGUUUCGAUAGGCCGUGGUCAGCUGUUUGGGUUGAAAAUAAACCAACGUUGCCAGAUCAAAAUAAAAAUGUUGCGUGUUUUGCCAAACUCCUGGAAAUUAUCCAAAUAUGCAACAGGUUGGACGCCACAGGUGUUCCGCUUCGCCAGCAGCGGAGCCAAUGACCUGGUCCUGGUCAAGCAGGAGCAUGGAGUGCGGGAGAUAACACUGAAUCACCCGAAAACCCUGAAUUCCCUAUCGCUGGAGAUGAUGUCUGCCCUUCAGGAUGCUCUAAUCAAAGAUAAGGACAACGUGGACCUGAGAUGUGUGGUCCUUGGGGCCCAGGGAAAGAUCUGGUCAGCGGGUCACAACCUUAAGGAGCUGCACAACGAUCCCAAAAUUCAGUCCCAGGUUUUCCAGAAGCUAACCGACGUUAUAAACGACAUACAGAAGCUACCGGUGCCUGUGAUAGGAAAGGUCAAUGGUUAUGCGGCUGCUGCGGGCUGUCAACUGGUGGUAUCUUGUGAUAUGGUGGUCUGCUCCAAGAACAGCAAGUUCUCCACACCGGGCGCUGGCGUUGGAGUGUUCUGUUCUACUCCUGGUGUCGCGGUUGCUCGCAUCAUGUCGCGACCCAAAUCCGCCUACAUGCUAAUGACUGGUCUUCCGGUGACCGCCGAAGAAGCCUUCAUAUCAGGAAUGGUCACCAAAGCUGUGCCAGCCGAGGAUCUGGAUAAGGAGAUCGAGGAAAUCACCAAUGCCAUCAAGGCCAAGAGCCGGGCCGUCAUCUCGCUGGGCAAGGAGUUCUACUACAAGCAACUGGCCAUGUCCCAGGCGGAAGCCUUUGCUGCUGCCCAGGAGAAGAUGUGCGAGAACUUCCAGCUGGGCGACACCAAAGAGGGCAUCGCUAGCUUCUUCGAGAAGCGGCCACCCAGCUGGAAGCACCAGUAAACGGAGGUUACAACUGAAACUAUGAAAUACUACUGGCCAAUUGUGCAUUUAUACUUUUAAGACACAAGAAUUGUUUUUAAAAAUAAUUGUUUAUAUGUCAUCGAAACUGGUCUAAAUUUUUGUUUCCAC